GGCUCCUCCUGUCCGGCUCCUCCUGAGCAGCGUCCCGAGGAGACCAGCAGCAGAAACCCGACCUGAUUGCGAUAUGAACGGAUCUCAGCUCACGGAGCUCCCGGACGACUCAGAGCAGCUGAGGCCGCAUGUGGUGAGCCUAAGGCGGGCAGCCCUGCAGGCCGACGAUCUGUCCUCUGUGAGAACGUUCUCCGACAGCUUCCUUAUCAGAUUUCUCCGCGCCAGAGACUUCGACCAGACGCUUUCUCUGAAGCUCUUGCUGAACUACCUGCACUGGAGGAGGGAGAGUCCUGAGAUCAGCACCUGCCUGUCUCCUUUAUCUGUGUUUGGUCUCCUCAAGACAUCAUACCAUGCUGUUCUCCCACAGCGGGACCAGGCUGGCAGCAGGGUGCUCAUCUACAGGAUUGGGCAAUGGAACCCAAAAGAUUGGUCGGCCUUCCAGGUGUUCAGGGUCAGCCUGAUGACAUCAGAAAUCAUCUCCAGGGAGACAGAGACACAGAGACGAGGUUUGAAGGCAAUAUUUGACCUGAAGGGGUGGAGUUUGGGCCAUGCCCUGCAGAUUAACCCUUCCCUCGCCAGAAAGAUAUCCUCUGUGCUUUCGGACUCUUUUCCACUAAAAGUGAGAGGAAUUCAUUUGGUUAAUGAGCCGAUAUUCUUCCGUCCAGUCUUCACUAUGAUCCGUCCCUUUCUGCCAGAUAAGAUCAAGCAGAGGGUUCAUAUGCAUGGUACAGACUUUCACCGUACCUUAAGUGACUUCUUCUCACCAGAUGUUCUCCCUCCAGAGUAUGGAGGAGAGGAUUUGGGAAUAGAAGAAGUCUGUCAGGCUUGGACCCAGGAACUGUUUCAAUCUGAGAACCUCUUGAAACAGAUUGCUUCCCACCCAACAGGAGACAUCUCCACAAAAACUGGAGAUGCUUUGAUCUCAGAGGAAAAUGAGACAAUGACACUCACCGAUGGCUGAUGUAUAAGUUGUUGGCUGGAUGACAUCAUGACUAAAGUCAGAGCUGCUUUAUACCUUUGAGGACCAAAUCAUCUGAGUGAUGGUGUGUUGUUAGUGAAGUUUACUUCUGAAUUAACUUUCUGUCUUGUUACAUUUUUAGCUCAAAUUCUGAUCAGUAGGAUGAAGUUGCAAUAAAAUUACUCUAAUAAACAUCAAUCAGAAGAUGUUGUCAGAAUUAUGUCUGGACAGGCUGGGAUUAAUCUGAAGUCCAGAAAGUAAAGCUACUAUUUCUAUUCUCAUUUGAUGCACUAAUAAAGUAUUUAGGUUUUACACUUGGUUGGCUUUGAACCAGACAGUUAUGGAAGCCUCAAAUGCUGAACACUGUCCAGUCUGUCAUACCUGGAGGGAGCUUGGUAGUGGUGUACAGUUUGCCUCAAUCUUCAAAGUUAAUAACAAUUGAUUUCUAUCCAAGUCACUUUCUAAUGCAAAUGCGACAUUGUUACAACCCUCCCAGACCAAUAAGGGUAAAAUCCGGCGCUGGUUGUAACACAAAAAACAAACAGUUGUCUGUAGCAAAAUGUGGAUAAUUUAUUUACAGUGCAGGUAAGUCAACUAAAACAAAGAACAGAACACAGGGAAGUAUUUAUCUUCAGGGUCUCCAAGGCCAAAAUAACAAACAAAACACCCCCCCUCUGUCUAGCUAAGAAAUUAAAAAGAACUUUCUAAUGAUAAAUAGAAGAAAAGAAAGUACAAAACCUGAACUCCCUGGCUAGCCAUCAAAACAGGAGAAAAAUGGUUGAACACAAAUGGCAGAGAACCCCUACCAGCUUCCACUGUGAGAAAAAAAACAACAGGUUUUGGUUAACACACUUCAAAGGCUCACAGCCAAAAUCACUCAGUCAGUCACAGUGUCAGAUCAGGUCAAGGCCCAAACAAGAAGGGAUCCAACACUGGUUGUAUGAAGCUCUUUAUGGGGUGGCUGAUGAGCUCCAACACAUUUCACCUGUGCAUCUGAAACACAGAGAGAGAGGACUCUCUCAUGAAGAGAGCCCCUAGAGGUCAGUGACCGUAACAGACAUGUUAAAAGAACAGAAAAUAUUGUGUUAAAAUGUUAAAAGAACAGAAUGUCAUUUUGUUCUUGAAAAUCUAGGGAAGAGAACAAACUGCCCUGUUUUUGAAUUGCAUGUAUUGGCCCUGCUCUCAUAUGCUGUUAGCUAGAACUUCUAAAAAAAAUAAAAAACCUUCCUCAGAUGUUAACGGACAGAAUCGGUCCACCAAAUUUAAGAUUUUAACUGUUUUUAACUUUCAGUCCGAGCUAUCAAUAUGAGUCUGUGAUAUGAAGGUGUGAGUUUUAAGCUUGGCACCCUGUUAUCUAAAUUUAAAACUUAUUUUCAAAUAAGAUUGGAAGUUGUUGUCCAGCAGAGUUGGCUAACAAAGACUGUGUUUACUAGGAAGCCUCCAGCACUUUUAAACUAUUUUUGUUGUAUAAGUGAUGAUGAUAAGUUUAAAAUGGAAAUAAGACAUUUUAUUUAUAACUGUUGUGAGCCUGUUGUGACUGGGUAACUAUCAACCACUAAUAAUGUUAGUGGUUGACGGCUUUCAACAGUAUCUGUUUUGAGUAGCUGUUCAUUUGUUCACAGAAAGCACAAAUGAAAAAACAAAACAAAAAAUAUUACAAUAUUUACCAAUAAUAUUGUCUAUAUUAUAUGUUUUAUGAUUCAUCCCUAAAAGUGACUCUUUAAAACACAAUUUGAGAUUAUAGAAAAUAAUCUCAAAUACUGCUGUGUAAGUUUUCUUAGUCUUAGAACUCCAUAGAAAUAGAUUAAUACUCAAGAAAAGUCUGGACUACUAUUUCAUAUUUGUUACACAUUCUUCAAGCUUGGUUUCUGAUUUGUGAAUAUCUUACAAUAGUUGAGGGAAAGUUUUCUUUCUUUUUCCCUAGGAUGUUUAAUGUUUUAAUCAAGGACUUGAUUUAUCAUCACACACUGAAUACUAAUAGAAAAUGAAGGCGUUGAAAGAGUUAGGCAAAGUAAGUAAAACGUUACCUACUGAUAAUGUCUCAAAAGAACCAAGUUCAUUCAUUCUAAUGUGGGUUCUACUGGCUGAGAUCCUCCACAUUUUUUGGACCAAUCUCUAAAAACAGAGACCUGCUCAGUCCUUUACUACAGCCAAACUUUAAAGGCAGAAGUCAUAACAUUAUAACUGUUCCACUCAUAUAAUCAAACUUGUUCCUACUGCUUCUAGAAUAUUUUAAUAAUGUGUUCAUUUGAAUUCAAUUACAUUCCAUAUCUACAAUUUUAACAACUUUUCCAAAAAAACUGUCUCUAUCUUUCAUACUUAUGAAUAUAUUUUGGACUAAUAUCAGUCUUGUAGAAAUGACUAACAUAGAUGUUGAUGUAAUAAUGUUAGGGAGUUGUGAAAUAUGCAGUAUUUCUGCAACAGUUUCUGUGAAUACAAUGUAUUUUGAUUAUUAUUAUUGCUUUCAAGAAAUAGAAUUUAUUGAUAAUUAUUUUUGAAAUGCUAAAUUAUGAUUUUUGUUGAGAGUAAUUUAACCUAUGAAGUAUGAUUUAAAAAUGUCAGUAUAUUUUUCAUAUGCGAAACUCACACAAAACAAGUCUGUGCAAUAAUUGGAUUGCAGGUGAUAAUAAAAUGACCUUAAACAUUCAUAUAUCUGAUUAUUUGUGUUUUCUUGAAUGUAGUUAUGUUUAGUUUUACUUCAUAGCCUGAAAGUUUUAAGCCGUCACUAAACAUAUGGUGUUAUAUUGGAUUCCAUAGAUACUUGUUGUUUCUCUGCUUGCCAGACAAUAUCAAAGCAACAUUGCACUAAUAGACAUUUAUAACUUUCCUUAGGUAAAUAAUGUAAUGUAGUGCAAUAAUCAAAUUGAACUUUUCUGACAAAGUUCUCACAAGUACCAAACAAAACUCACAUUUCCUUCCUCCCUAUAUAAGAGUUGUCUCAGGCUGCAAAUCAGCACUGUCUUGAUUUGGUACUUUUUUAUAAAGUUAUAAUUAAAAGGUUUGUGCUUCAUAAAACCCCGGCUUAAAUGUUACAACAUGACAAAUAAAGUCUAUUGAAUAUAUAUAUUUAUAUAUACACCUUCAUUUAUUUUGAAAAGGGGAAACUAAAGUCAAAACUUGGUUAUCCCUCCAUCUGACACUACAUAAAAUGAGUGCUAAUACCAAACAUAAAGUUUUUCACAUGUAAAGAUAGGUCUGUUCACAAAACUGUAGGUUAAAGUUUCAACUUCAAGUAGAACAAUAGCCCUGAAAGAACAGAAAAAGCAACAACUAAAUUCUAUAUUAAUUUUUAAGGAUGGACUAGUCAAAGUCUAGACAUGAAUCUACAUGAGAAUCUGUGGCAAGUCUUGAAUACUGACACUGACAGUCUGACUGAGUUUCUCCUACUUUGCUAAGAAGAAACAUCAGUCUCCAGAAAUUCAAAGCUGGUAAUGUCGCUACAUACCCAAAAAAAAUUUCCAGCUGAAAUCAAAUUAAACCAAAUUAUAUGAAUAACCCAAAGAAAAUUUUAAUAUUGUAACUCAAACUAUUCAAAUUGUGUCUAUUAGUCAUUGUUGAUAGUGACAAGCACACGCUUGUACAACUUUUAUUGUCUUAUUGCAUAUCUGUGUUUUAUUCCCUGUACUAAUAAUCUGUAUUGUGAACAGCUUACAACACAUGCACAUUAUGUAGAUUUAAAAAGUCAUUGUCCUCAGUUGCAGAUCUCCUUGAUUGUGAGUACAGCACUUUAAUUUCUAAUAACUGGACAGUAAUUUUUGUCAUAAUCUUGUAGAGAAUUUUGUGAUCAUUGUUAUUAGUCUUGUUUUUCACAUUCUAACACUUUUUGGUCUUUUGUGUGAACUCAGGUGUCAUAAUGCUGCUGCUACUAUCAUUUUCACAAAGUUCUGAAAUCCAUAACUACAAUUGACAGCUGCACUUUUGAAUGUGCUGUAUUUGUUAUUUUCUCUAAAUUGCAUGUUUUCAGAAAGUGAUUUGAAUGCAUUCUGACAUGUUCUGCCACAUCCUGAGAUGAGUUGACUGGCUGUAUCAAACAGGACAAUAUGAUGUCUGUCAAUUGAUAAUAAAGUGUGCUGGGUG
Messenger RNA from Poeciliopsis prolifica (blackstripe livebearer), 5035 nucleotides. RefSeq names its product tocopherol (alpha) transfer protein (gene ttpa). The transcript has 5 exons. Gene Ontology annotation, molecular function: phosphatidylinositol bisphosphate binding. Gene Ontology annotation, cellular component: membrane. The record is from RefSeq and is a predicted model, not a curated record. Lineage: Eukaryota; Metazoa; Chordata; Actinopteri; Cyprinodontiformes; Poeciliidae. The coding region runs from base 74 to 961 and encodes 295 amino acids.